Molecule: messenger RNA, 1106 nt
Organism: Fonticula alba
Lineage: Eukaryota; Rotosphaerida; Fonticulaceae
Exons: 4
Coding region: 72-917 (281 amino acids)
Biological process (GO): rRNA processing
Cellular component (GO): small-subunit processome; nucleolus
Source: RefSeq, a predicted model, not a curated record
CCCCCCCCCCUCCUCCUCCCUUCCCCUACCCGCUCCUUCUCCUCCCUCUCCUCCUCUCCCCAUCAAUUGCCAUGACGACCAACUCCGGUCGGAAGGUCAUGAAGACCAUCCGCCGCCCCUACCGGGAGCGGCCUCAGCUGCCGGGCCGUCGGAAGCUCGGUAUGCUGGAGAAGAAGCGUGAUUACACGGUCCGCGCUCGGGACCACCAGCAAAAGCGCGACCGCCUGAAGAAGCUGGAGCAGGCGGCCCGACUGAAGAAUGUCGACGAGUUCACCUACGGCAUGAUCAAUGCCCAGAUGAAGGGCGGUGUGCACAAGUUUGCCGAGCGUGAUGAAAACCUCACCGAGGAAGAGAAGAAGCUGAUCGGCACUCAGGACGCCACUUACAUGCAGCUUCGCGUGUCCCAAGAGCAGAAGAAAAUUGAGCGCCUCCGCGAGAACCUCCACUUCGUGGAUGUGGUGACCAAGAAGCGCGCCGAGGACUCUGGCAAGGCUGUCUUCCUGUCCAAGGAGGAGGCCCGCCAGCUGGCCGCCGCGUCGAAGCUCGGCGACACCGAGCUGAAGAAGACCCUGAAGGCCAUGGUCAGCGCCACCGGCGCUGCCGACUCGUCUGACACCUCCGACGUCGAGGAUGUUGUCCUCUCGGACGAUGAGCAGGAAACCCUCCCGACCUCCAUCACCAAUCUGGGUGACCUCAAGAGCAUUGUCCGUGCACGGGAUCGUGCAUACGCCGAGCUUCAGGCGCGUGUGAACCGUGUCGAGAAGAUCAAGAGCAUCAAGAAUGAGGUUGAUACGCGGCGCGGGCUGCAGGCCGCGCAGUCUCGCCUCCGUGGCCAUGCCGGCGGCGGCAUCAAGAAGAUCGGCACCGAUGCCCGGGGCAACAAGGUCUACAAGCUGGCCAAGGAGCGCCUGCGGUGAUUUCCUCCCCCGCAGAAUGUGCUUCUUCUCUCCUUCGCUUUCUCCUUGCGGCGAGCCGGCAUGAAUGUGCUCGCACCCCUACCAGCUUCCGGGUGAGGGGAACGUGGGCGGAUGAAAAGAAACACCAACAACAGCCCUGUCGCGCAUGUGGUGGCAGGGACCUGCCUCAAAUAGAUCCCAAAAUGUGUG